Notolabrus celidotus (New Zealand spotty) is the source of this 934-nucleotide messenger RNA. RefSeq names its product gamma-crystallin M3-like. The record is from RefSeq and is a predicted model, not a curated record. NCBI's taxonomy places the organism in Eukaryota, Metazoa, Chordata, Actinopteri, Labriformes, Labridae. Gene Ontology annotation, molecular function: structural constituent of eye lens. Bases 348 to 896 code for a protein of 182 amino acids. The transcript is spliced from 3 exons. Gene Ontology annotation, biological process: lens development in camera-type eye; visual perception.
AGCUUGAUUUAUGUUAUUCAACACAUAAUACUCUUAAUAUUAAAACCUCUUUAAAGUUAACUUCAACUUAGAAAAUAUACAUUAAAAUAUGAAACUGAGAGCUGAGUGAAGGCUUUGUUUGUCCACUCAACAGGGAACAGUUUCUAAAGUCUUCGAGGGCCGGGUCAACAUCACAAUGUUUCACAGUAAUAGAGAGCUGUACUGCGCUCUAUACCAUGUUGCUGGGUCAGGGGUUUCAACAAAGGGGGCCCUCUUGCUCUGUAGGGUUCAGUCAGGUAUAAAAGCAAGGGUUAAACCCAACAGGACAGCAGUGCAGCAACAGCAACAGCAGCAGCUCACCUACAAGUAUGACCACCACUGACAUGAGCAUGGGCAAGAUCAUCUUCUACGAGGACAGGAACUUCCAGGGUCGCUCCUAUGAGUGCAUGAGCGACUGCGCCGACAUGUCCUCCUACCUGAACAGGUGCCAGUCCUGCAGGGUGGAGAGCGGCUGCUUCAUGGUGUACGACCGCACCAACUUCAUGGGAAACCAGGCUUUCAUGAGGAGGGGCGAGUACGCCGACUACAUGAGCAUGAUGGGAAUGAGCAGUGGGAUCAGGUCUUGCCGUAUGAUCCCCAUGCACAGGGGUCAGUUCAGGAUGAAGAUCUACGAGAGGGAGAACUUCAGCGGUCAGAUGAACGAGCUGAUGGACGACUGCGACAACAUCAUGGAGCGUCUCCGCAUGUCUGAGUGCCAGUCCUGCAACGUGAUGGACGGCCACUGGCUGAUGUACGAGCAGCCCCACUUCAGGGGAAAGAUGAUGUACCUGAGGCCCGGCGAGUACAGGAACCUCAGAGACAUGGGCAUGAACCUCUCCAGGGUCAUGAGCAUGAGGCGCAUCAUGGACAUGUGUUAGACGUUUCCAUUUUAAAUUAAAAAUGAAACUAAACUGAA